AUGGCGUCCGUUGAAGCGAUGUGGGAAGAGUGGGUGGUCAGGGCAUUCGCGAGGGUCAACAACAACUUUUUGAGCUACUUGCCCAAGGUGUGCCUCGCCAAGCCCAGCGCCGAGGAGGAUCCUCUGGCCGACGUCGAGACGUUUGACGGCCCCGGCCCUUGGGACCGGACCUUGCUGGAGGUGGAAGUGGAGGACCCCACGGCCCCGGCGAAGGACGGCGAACCGGCUCGGAACCGGAUGCUCCUCUUCUCCGCCAACGACUACCUCAACCUCAGCACCCAUCCGGCCGUCCGCAAGGCGUCCGCGAAGGUAGGCUUUCGAGCUCGCUCCCGUUGGAGGUAGAAUAAUGUCCGUCGCGCGUCGCGGUAAUCGGUGACCGAUUCUGAUUCUGUACACAAAUACCGAACAGGCGGCUCUGGCGUUCGGAAUGGGUCCGCGAUCGUCAGCUAUGGCCAGUGGCCAGACCGAGUACCACCGGCGGCUGGAGAAUGUCCUGGCGGAGAUGCACAAGAAGGAGGCGUGCGUCGUAACCCCCACCGGAUUCGCAGCAAACACUGCCUUCCUGUCGGCGCUCGGAGGCGUCGCCACUCAUAACGCUGCGUCGAGGAGGCCGGCGGCGCACGAGAAGAUCGCCGUGUUCUCUGAUGCCUUGAACCACGCAUCCAUAAUCGACGGCCUCCGGAUGAUGGAGCGGCAUCAUCAAACCGUCGUUUCCGUGUACAGGCAUAGCGACAUGCAGCAUCUAGACGAGCUCCUCUCAAACUGCCCUCUCGAGAGGAAGGUGGUCAUCACGGACAGGUAACACAGACUGAGUUGAUAGCGGCGACCGAUCUCCGUUCGGCAACAUCUUCUUCUCGCUGCUCCUGUGAAGCUUCCGUGCUAAGAGGCCUCCUCCUUUCUUUGCAUGGCGCAGCUUGUUCAGCAUGGAAGGGGACUUCGCGCCGAUGCUUGACCUCGUGCAACUCCGGAAGAAGCACCGGUUCCUAUUCGUCAUCGACGAAGUGAGUCAUUCGCUUUGUGUUCUCUGGGCGUCGGGGCCGUCUUCUUUACCGUCUCCCUCUCCCGAUCCGGACUGACCCUCGCCGCGUUACAGGCGCAUACGGCGUUUGUGUGCGGGAGGAAUGGCGGCGGUAUCGGAGAGGUUUACGGCAUCGAAGAUCAGAUCGACGUCAUCGUCGGGACACUGAGCAAGGCCGGGGGAUGCCUGGGCGGAUUCGUGGCCUGCAGCCAAAAAUGGUCGGACCUGGUCCGGGUGACGGGCCGUCCCUACAUUUUCACGACAGCUUCCCCCUUACCCGUCAUCGCGGGCGCCUACGGUACUGAUCGCAGCGUCCAUUCCUUCCGCCACUAGUCGUCCGUUCUUCUUCGUCAGAUAGACUUAACCGCGUGAUUGUCACCACUGCCCUGCGUCAUAUAUUUAACGCAAUUUUUCUCUACGCGCGUUGAUCCCCUGCAGCUGCUGUGACGGUGGCCAAGAAGGAGGUCUGGCGCAGGCAAGCGCUGUGGAACAGAGUGCAGGAAUUCGCGACGUUGACGAAGCACCCCGCAACCAGCCCCAUCCUUUCGCUGGUGGUCGGCUCCGAGGACGCCGCUAUCUAUGCCAGCAAGCACAUGCUGGAGCGUGGCUUCCACAUCAUCGCCAUCAGGCCGCCGGCUGUCGCCCCCGACGCCUGCCGGUGAGUUCUCAUUUCCUCUCCCUUCCUCUCCCAUCAUUCUUCAUUUUUCCUGCCACUGCCCCCCCCCCCCCCUUCCCCCGCCGUCUUCCAGUACCCCUGACCCUAGUCGAUGAUUUUUGCGUCUUCCAGGCUGAGGGUCACCCUGACGACCGGGCAUUCUUCGGAAGACGUGAGAAGGCUCGUGGCCGCACUCUCGGAAUGCAUCCCCGGACUCAACCGCCCCGCAGAUCAAGUCGUGGCGAGGCUGUGA
Molecule: messenger RNA, 1926 nt
Organism: Spirodela intermedia
Lineage: Eukaryota; Viridiplantae; Streptophyta; Magnoliopsida; Alismatales; Araceae
Source: the annotation of a GenBank genome assembly